Molecule: messenger RNA, 4119 nt
Organism: Ruditapes philippinarum (Manila clam)
Lineage: Eukaryota; Metazoa; Mollusca; Bivalvia; Venerida; Veneridae
Product: hemicentin-1-like
Exons: 14
Coding region: 123-3323 (1066 amino acids)
Biological process (GO): cell-cell adhesion
Cellular component (GO): cell-cell junction
Molecular function (GO): cell adhesion molecule binding
Source: RefSeq, a predicted model, not a curated record
CGUCAGUACAAAUAUUGGGUAUUGUACAACCUACAAGGAAGUUCACUACAUAGUUAUUACGACUUGUUUAUGAUAUUUUGUAGUUUAAAAACGUAUAGUGAGAAAACAUUCACUCUGGAAUAAUGGACAUCAGGAAUGGAUCAAAACUUUGCGCAAAGAAUGUUCUAUGGUGCUUUUAUCUUUUCAUGCUGGUACUCUCUGAUAUUGGUGUAAUGACAAAUACAAUACAGCUUACACCAACUCAGUUAUAUGCCAAGGAAAAUUCAAGUGCAACACUCACAUGUUCAAGGACGGACGGGAAAUCUAUUUUAGAAACAAUUUGGAAAAACUCUGAGAUAAGUGACUACGCAAAUCUAUAUUACUUUAACGGACAAUGUGUAACAACGCGGUUUCUAAAAGACAGUAAUUUAUUUGAUGGUCUGUGCAAUGGUGAUGGGACUUAUUCCGUGAUUCUAAAGAAAAUUGAUCGUACUCAACAUGGAGCUGAAUGGACAUGUGAAGAGCUUAUUUCAAUUUCUAACAAAGUCGUGAUACAAGUAUUAGUUCCUGCUACAAGCCUGACAUUGAGUCAACCAAAUUGGGAUUUUAUAAAAGAAAAUACGACAGGGAAAGUCAUAUGCAGAACAUCAGCAUGCCGACCAGAACCACGAGUACAUUGGUAUGUCCGUAACAGUAAAACAAAUUUCGUAUAUAACCUUACACAGUCAUCAACCAAAACAUACAUUGACGGUGAUUAUGGUCUCAAAGCCGUAGAAAGUAUACUACAAUUUAGUCCAAAUAGGACGAUUAAUAACUUACGUCUGUAUUGUGAAGUGAUGACACAAGCUAAUGAAGCUGAUAUAAAGAGCAGCGAAUUCAUAGUUAAUGUUACAUAUCCCCCAGAUAAUUCACCUUUGAUACAAGGGGUGGAAACUAACGAAGUCUUACAGGUCAUUGAGACGGAUACAAACACAUUUGUUUGUUCGAUUACCGGAGGAAACCCUCUUGCAUCAUUGAGCUGGAAAUGUUUUGACAGUCUUGAAAUAACAUCAAUAUCCCAAGGCAGCACAGUUUUAAGUACUGUAAAAUGGGUGGCACUGCGCAAUUUUAGCACAUGCUCUUGUACAUCUCACCACACAUUAAGUAAUUGGAAAAGGACAACAGAUGUAAAAAUUAAUGUACAAUACCCUCCAGACAAGCCACAUUUUAAAAUUGGACAAACAAGUGUUUUUGGUGAUGUUCGUGUUAUUCUAAACAACACAUUGCGCGUUGUCUGCAAUAGCGAAAGUAAUCCUUUACCUUACUACACAUGGACUGGCCCAGGUUUUUCUGGUAAUGGUGACACUUUAGAAAUAGCACACGUUAAAAUAUACUAUCAGGGAGAUUACAAAUGCAAGGCGUCAAAUAGGAUGACACGAACGAAUGCUUCAUAUAAAGCCGGGAGUCAGUCAUCAUCACUCAGUUUAACAAUACUGUAUCCUCCAAGCAAUCCAAAGUUCAAAUUUGAAAACUCCAGCGGUCAGCUCAUUCAGUCAAAUAUAUUUUACGGUAUAAGAAACGAUACGUUUUCCAUUUACUGUGAUGUAAAAGGGAGCCCUGUUCCUGACAUUAAAUGGGAUGAUAACAAAAGCAAUCCAACUCUGAGUAUAUCUAACAUCAAUUUGGACAUAAAUAGUACGUGCAGAGCAACAAAUGUGAUGAAAGAAACUGCGAGUCAAAGGGACAUAAAUUCGAAAUCGGAAGCAUCGCUUUCAAUUAUUGUCUUGUAUCCUCCAAGUCUUCCUACAAUACACGUUUCAAACUAUAAUGGUGACAGCGUUCAAGUUCAAAACGGAAACCUCAGUAUAACAGAAACUGAAACAAUAAAUGUGACAUGUUUUUCCAACAGUAAACCAUUACCAUCUUAUAAAUGGAUAAAUGAGAAAUCAUUUAAAACACAGUCUACAAACAUUUUGAAAUUUGUUAAUAUCAGUCGACACGAAAGUGGAAUAUAUGCUUGCAGCGUUGCAAAUUAUAUGAGGAGGUCCAUUGGCGGAACUGAAGUGGGGAAAAGUACCUUAAAAAUUAUUUUAAACAUAUUAUAUCCAGCUAUUUUGAAUCCAAUAUAUGAUAUAAGUAUUACUGAAGGAUCGCCCUUUGAAAUAUCAUGUCCGGUUAAAUAUGAAAAUCCUUCAAACUCCACAAUUACAUGGUCAAAACUUAGUGACGAAAAUCGAUGGAACAACAAACAAUUAUCUUUCAAGAACGUUUCAAGAGAAGACGGUGGAAACUACACCUGUAUUGUAAUUACGGAAAUGUAUCCUACGAUCGGUAGUUCUUCAAAAAUAGAAAGAAGACAAUCUUUUCAUCUCAAUGUUUUCUUUCCAUCAGAAAUACACAAAUUUUCGAUAUCUACGGAAACAUCAGGUCGAACCUUUGUAGCUAACAGAACUCAAAAUUUAUCGUUCGAAUGCAUUGCUAAAGCCAAUCCUUCAUCAGAUUUAAAAAUAAAGUCUCCAAGGGGGGAUUAUAUUAUCGAGGUAUCACAGUCAAAUAUUGCUCGUUAUACAUUACACAAUGCAUCAUUCAAAGAUGCUGGAGAAUAUAUUUGUACUGGAAGAAACAAGUACACAAAGGACACACCAUCACAGUCAAAACUGAUUCUUAUAGUUAAAAGCCGACCAAGACCAUCAUCUGGCGACACAAGUGUUACGAAAGUGGCAACAGUUCUGAACGUUAAUGUAACACUAUCAUUUCAAGCUAGGAAUUAUCUUGAUGAACCAAACAAAACAAUGUUCAUUUGGUUGAAGGAGAAUGUUUCCAUUUCCGAUAAUGACAAUAAAUACCUGAUACAUACAAAUGAUUUACAAACAAAUAUUAUUAUAAGGAACACAACUCAGCAGGAUUUAGGGUAUUAUAAAGUUGAGGUUGAAAAUUCAGUUGGAUUAUAUACUCACUAUUAUGAAUUGAGAGCCACAACAAUCAUUAACAAGAUUGAGGAAACGGAGACAACGCAUUCUUCGAACACUGGACUGUUAGUUGGUGUAGGAGUCGGUGCGUCUAUUGGCACACUCGCCUUUGUUGCUGUGGCUUUUAUCGGAUACAAACGAUUUAAGAAUAUGAGACAUUCACGUCAUGACAGUCCAAAAUCAGGUAUUACUGUCGGAGUCAAUGCCACAUCCAAUUACACGGAUUUAGAUACAAGCAGGAGAGAUAGGAAUGUUUAUGAUGAGUUCAAUGCGCCUUCUACAAGUACAUACGAGCGACUGAAUACAUCGACUCGAGAGAUAACUACAUAUAUGGAGUUGAAAAAUACAACUGUGCCUAAUGCUGACACUUCCGACUACGUAAAUAUAAGAAUAUAAAACAAAUCAAAUUACAUAAUAUUGUACAACGUAGCAGUUAUAAAAUAUUAGCACAGUUUGUAAAAAAUCGAUUUAUUUUAAUGUAAAGGCAACAACUUUCCGUGGUACUAACAUAAAUGUCAUUUAAACCAAUUUAUUUUAGUAAUAGUUGUUAUUCAUUAAAUGUUAUGCAUUAAAUUCUUUGAUGAUUAUAGAAAAGACCAUAUUUUUAAAAAAUGCCUUUGUAAAUAAUUGACUUUGAACAAAAAUUCUAAAAUUUUAAAUCGUCAUAUCAAAGUCAUUAUUUUGUCAAACUUUUGGAAUAAAAACAUAAUUAAUACAUCUUGGUCUCAGAUUUUUUUCUCAAAAAAUAUUGCGUAACGUUAAUCAUUUUAUGCGACUUAUUUAACCAUACAUAUUACGUAAUUAAAGAUAAUUAAGUCUCUGAUUGAGCAAACAAAAAUUCCUGGCACGGUUCCCUCCGUAAAUGAAUUUCCUUUCAUGUGCUUUAAACCGCAUGUAAAUUGCUUGAUUAUUAAAAACAGUUAUGCCGAUUUAAAGUUAGUCCGACCAGCAUCAAACGAAGUGACAUAAAUCGGCUGUUCUCACUCAGACCCUUACGUUUCACGCUAAAUUAUUGCAUAACAAAAAUAUCGCGCCAAAGGGAGUCACAAGUUGCACUAACAUACUCUUACAACUUUUUAUGACCCAGUGACAUAUGACCAAUUAAAAAGCUGCUGAUUAAUAUCAUUUAAUAGCAGAAAUUUCUUCAAAUAUUACGUGAUUAACUUUCCGUCUGGUAUCUGUCCACAUGUCA